AUGUUUCUCGGUACAGCGUUGCAUCUUUGCGGCCAGAUGAAGAUUCUGAAUUCCAAAUUCGCCGAUUGCUUCGUUGGAAAAUCGCACAACCACGAUAGCUUCAAUACACUAGUCGAGAGACACAUCUACUUAAUAAACAGAGCCAAAGAACUCAUCGAGACGGUCAAUUUCUUCUUGCUGGUGAAAUUGUUUAUUAUGAGUAUUCUUUUGUGCAUAAUGGGAUUUCAGUGCAUCUUAGCGCUGCAAGUGAACAACUAUAUAAUAGUGUGGAAAAGUUUGAUGGUGCUGUGUUCCUUUCUGACGCAACUCACGCUUUAUUGUUUCACCGGGGAAUAUCUUAAAUCCCAGAUGGAAAAAGUAGCGACUUCUAUUUACCAAAGCGUGUGGUACGAAUUUCCUGAACAAGUGAAGAAGAGCAUAAUCUUCGUCAUUAUGAGAAGAGAAUCUUCCGUCUCGUUGCAAGCUGGAAAUUUUAUUUUCGUCAAUCUGGAGACUUACAUGAGCAUUCUGAAGACCUCUCUUUCGUACAUAUCCGUACUACGCGUAAUGAUGGAGCCGUAA
Molecule: messenger RNA, 561 nt
Organism: Pseudomyrmex gracilis
Lineage: Eukaryota; Metazoa; Arthropoda; Insecta; Hymenoptera; Formicidae
Product: odorant receptor 13a-like
Exons: 2
Coding region: 1-561 (186 amino acids)
Biological process (GO): sensory perception of smell; detection of chemical stimulus involved in sensory perception of smell
Cellular component (GO): plasma membrane
Molecular function (GO): olfactory receptor activity; odorant binding
Source: RefSeq, a predicted model, not a curated record